GACAGCAAACAGCCUGAAUUUAACAUUAAGCUAAUUCUGUAUGUAGUGGUUUUGCAUGAUAAUUAAUUUCUUGCAAUGUCGAACCAUGACAUAAUCGGACCAGCACUACCCCCGUCGUUUAACAAGGCCAAAAGUGAUGAAUCUGAUGAAGAAGAAGCGAUUAUCGGCCCAGCGUUACCCCCUGUUUACAAACGUACAGAGUCGUCGAGCGCAUCUGAAGAUAGCGACGGGGAAGAGGUAGUGUUCAAAAGAGCUAAGCGUGCGGGACAAAGAGACGACGCAACUCCCACUAAACAUCGCAGGAUAGAGGAGGUGGAAAAAAAGAGGGACGUGCAAGAAGAGGACGAUGGUUUCUUUGGCCCUGCUCUGCCUCCAGGAUAUCAAAAGCAACAGAGUUCACCUGAAAGGCCCUUGGUACUGGGACCUGCCUUGCCUCCAGGUUUUCGCAGACAGGUUGAUGAUGAUGAUGAUGAUGAUGAUGAUGACGACAGUGAUGAUGAUGAAAGAGAGGAUGAUCAGGGGUACUCUGGUCCGGCGUUGCCACCCGGUUACAAAGCUGAAUCCUCCAGCAGUGAGGCUGAGGAUAGUGACAUCAUAGGUCCAAUGCCUGUCAAAGGUCCUGUCCAUGACUCGGUGGUCUCAGACAUUGAGAGAAGGGCAAAGAGAAUGAAAGACAAGUUGUCAGGAGUGAAUGAUGGACCAGAGGAGCUGAAAAGAGAGGAGUGGAUGACAGAGCUGCCCCCCGAACUCCAGCACUUUGGCAUGGGUCCACGCACCUUCAAGAGGAGGACUGGGCCGGAGGACAAGGACCGCUCCAUCUGGACAGACACCCCAGCCGACCGCGAGCGCAAAGCCAGGGAACGACUAGAGGGUAAGAACAGCGGUGAGUCACGCAAAGCCGACGCCCCACGCGUGUCCGAAAAAGAACUGCAAAUAGCGCAGCAAGUGUCAAAAUACAACGAGUCCAAACGAGGUGAGUCACUCAUUGAUAUGCACACGAAAAAGAUGAAGGCGGCGGCAGAGGAAGGGGAGAAGAAGCCUGUGGAACGGAGGCCGUUUGACAGGGACACAGACCUGCAGGUGAAUCGCUUUGAUGAUGCUCAGAAAAAGGCUGUGCUGAAAAAGUCUCAGGAGCUCAACACGCGUUUCUCUCAUAGCAAGGACCGAAUGUUCCUCUGAGAAAUCCUACAGAACACCGCCGGGCCACCCAGAACUUUCUCUCUGUUUCUAUGUUUUCACAUCAGAGUAUCAGUCUGUAUGGGAACCUUGUUAGCAAGGUGGUGGGGGGGGGGGGCAUAUCAGUGCAAAUGAUGUCGCUGGUUUAGACCACAAACACCAGAAUCAUGAUGUUGAAAUUCUACAUUACAUUUAAAACAGCUGGGUGAGAAUUUGUCGUGUCAUUUUGUAACUAGAUGCAAGAGAUGAAAAUCUGUAAUAUAUUGGCAUCUUUGUUCACCAUUUGAAACUGAUUCUGCUUUGUGAUUUUUUUUUUUUUUUAAUUAUCCAAACUGGUCUUUUGCCGUUUUCAGUUACACAGUGGUUUAGUUGUGCGUGAC
Molecule: messenger RNA, 1556 nt
Organism: Chanos chanos (milkfish)
Lineage: Eukaryota; Metazoa; Chordata; Actinopteri; Gonorynchiformes; Chanidae
Gene: gpalpp1
Product: GPALPP motifs containing 1
Exons: 7
Coding region: 76-1179 (367 amino acids)
Source: RefSeq, a predicted model, not a curated record